AAUUAAAGACGCGAGCACUGUGCUUUAUUGGUCUUCUACGACAUCACUCGGUCACGGCGCGAGACCUCCUCCAUCUCUCAAUCGCGCGGCGAUUCUGGCCACCCGGUUACUGGUGCGCAGCCGACACGGUAUUGGACGGUACGUGUCACGUGACGCCCACCUGAUCGCCGUUACUACGGGUGAAGCUUACAGAGGAGUUUCUGGUACAAUCGGUCCGCAGCUGAGGAGCGGAGCGGAGCGGAGGGGAUCUUCGCCUUUGUGUCAGAUUAUGUCUGUAAAGGUGGAGUCGGACAUCGGCGGGGCAGCCAGGAGCGCCGUUUCCAUCCUCCCCGGUGGGGGGAACGCCGUGGCGAGCGAGGCGGACAGACCCCGCUGUUCCAGCACGCCGUGUUCCCCCAUCAGGAGCACCGUGUCUGGCUACCACAUCCUCUGCAUGGACCCCCAUUACCUGGUGGGCUUCACCACGGGGGAGGAGCUCCUGAAAGCAGCCCACAGGUGCUCGAGCUCGGAGCAGAGCGCCGACGAGGCCCGGAUGAGCCUGGGUGCCAGGCCGUCGGAUUCAGCACCUCCUCGCCAUGCAUUUCGUGUUCACAGGACCAGGAAUCGCUGCUAUCAGCCGUACGAGAUCCCAGCGGCCAAUGGGCGCCGGCGGAGGCGGAUGCCAAGCAUAGGGGACGGCUGCCUCAGGCCGCCUUCGCUGGUGCCCUUGCAAGGACCUCUCCCGCUCUGUCUUCUGAACGGGAAGAGGACGCACUCGAGGUCUUUGGACCAGCUCAACUUGGACAGAAUGAGCAGCAAGGAGCAAACAGACACGGAGGUGUUACAGAAGAAACUGCAGCACCUGACACUGCGAGGAGAGCACAAGAUCAAGAUCAGCAUGACAUGAGGAGAGGUGUCCUGUCCCAUCCCAGCUCUCUCUCAGCGAUUCUUAAAAUGGUUCCUUUUAGCUGUUAUGCGUUAUGCUGAUCUUCCCAUGGCAACUCUGUGAACUGAAAUGACUCAUUUUUAAUUAAAAUGACACUGGUUCGUGAGUGUUUCAGUAAAACAAAAUUUGAACAAGCCUAUGCCAUUAGAUGACAAAUUAAUCAUCGUUCUUUGUGAGCAAUAAUUUAAGUAAUGCUUUGUCUUAAUUUUGUUCCCUUUACUUUUUGCAUGUCAUUUUAAUUACAGCUGCAUAAAAUAGUUUCCCCAAAUCUGUUUCUAUUUUUUCUUUUAAUUUUAUGUCUAGUUUUUAAUUUAAGUGGCUCACAUUUGAAAGUUCCAGUUUAAUUCCUGUUUAAGUAAUAGCCUCUUUAAGCAUCUGACUGGGUGAAUGUAGGCUCUGUCUGAAAACAAGUCAGGAUGUUUUGUUAUUGAAGGGGAUUUGUGGAGUUGGAGAAUGCUUAGGGGUUACAGCGGCUGCAUCUACAGAAUUAAUCCCCAUCAUAAUUUCUGCCUCUUUGAUUUCUGAACAUAGAGGGGUAGGGAUUUAAUAUAUCCCUACAUCCCCAAUGUUGCCCUUGUAUAAUUAGCAUAUUCAUGAAAAACAUUAUUCGAAAAGGGAUUGGCAAUAUUUGAGUGUGAAAUGUGUGUUUGUAUUUAUAGAUGUGUAAAACAUGCUUUUGACAUUUUGUGUCUUUCAAUGCUGAUCUUAAAAAACCAAGGAUGUUUUUUUUUAGGUUUGUCUGGACAGUAAUGUGACCUGUUCAUUCCUUUUUGUAUUCUGAAAGGCUACUGCGGUACUCUAGUACUUAUUAACUUUUAUCCCCUCUGUUUUUCAUUACGUUAAUUUUAAUUCUGAGGGCUCUGUUGCAUAUUAGAGUGUGGCCCACUUAAUUUACAUAAUGCUGUGCAGCAGUGUGAUUAUGCACGUGCAUCUGAGUGUAUGAAAUGGCUUUUACAGAGAAAUUUUGCAUGAAACAGGCCUGGGAUGCUGAAAAAUUUUGACUUAGUAAUUUGCACAUACAGUUUAUUUUUUUCUGUUUUCUGUAAAUUAGGUUUUAGAAAAAUGUUCAGAUAAGUCUGCAAAUGAGUUGUGAAUUUCUGACAGUACUGCUGAAAUAUUCACAAAAUCACACUACAGAAGCUCUGCUUCAUCUUUACAGAGUACUUUCACAAUUUGGAAUUACUCAUACUGCGGAAUAAAAUCUA
Scleropages formosus (Asian bonytongue) is the source of this 2130-nucleotide messenger RNA. RefSeq names its product UNC119-binding protein C5orf30 homolog. Gene Ontology annotation, biological process: negative regulation of cytokine production involved in inflammatory response; negative regulation of fibroblast migration. The transcript is spliced from 2 exons. Lineage: Eukaryota; Metazoa; Chordata; Actinopteri; Osteoglossiformes; Osteoglossidae. Bases 269 to 886 code for a protein of 205 amino acids. The record is from RefSeq and is a predicted model, not a curated record.